Messenger RNA from Opisthorchis viverrini, 249 nucleotides. RefSeq lists its product as hypothetical. The coding region runs from base 1 to 249 and encodes 82 amino acids. The transcript has 2 exons. The record is from RefSeq and is a predicted model, not a curated record. Lineage: Eukaryota; Metazoa; Platyhelminthes; Trematoda; Opisthorchiida; Opisthorchiidae.
AUGUUAACUAUCGUCGAUUCCUGGAAGGCGGCGGAACUGAAUAAAGUGGAUUUCUUCAGUGAUGUUUCGCGGAAGUGGGCAAGGCGAUCUCCUGGAUGGCAAAUGCUUUGUAAAGCCGUGCGGAAGAAAGUGCUCUCCCGGAAACCGGGGAUCAAGAAUACACAAAAACUCCGUCGUUCAGAGCAAGUGGCAGGGCUGAAUGUGGGGUUACGCCCGGUGGCUGUGGCAAAGUUUUUCGCUCCUAACUGA